This is a messenger RNA of Thrips palmi, 1563 nucleotides long. RefSeq names its product 2-oxoisovalerate dehydrogenase subunit beta, mitochondrial (gene BckdhB). The transcript has 8 exons. NCBI's taxonomy places the organism in Eukaryota, Metazoa, Arthropoda, Insecta, Thysanoptera, Thripidae. The record is from RefSeq and is a predicted model, not a curated record. Gene Ontology annotation, molecular function: catalytic activity. Gene Ontology annotation, biological process: branched-chain amino acid catabolic process; response to nutrient. Bases 75 to 1217 code for a protein of 380 amino acids.
ACGAAUGUGUAUCUGAAUGUCUGUUUUGCUUGCUUCUACUUGCAAGAAUUCCAGCCAGCUGAUUUUGGGUAAACAUGGCAAGCUUCUGCAAAUCGUCUCCGAUGUUUCACAAGUUGUUGCUGUCAACUCGUUUGACGGCCAUCCGUUCACGUCAAGAUGGUUGUAAAUUUGUUUGGAAAAGAUCAUCGUCCCACUUCACAUAUGUGGCCGAUAAUGUGGAGGCGUCUGAAGUACGACCCACAACGCGGCAGAACAUGUUUCAGGCUAUUAACAAUGCCCUGGACUCGGCUCUGAAGAAAGAUGACUCUGCAGUAAUUUUUGGAGAAGACGUAGCGUUUGGUGGUGUAUUUAGAUGCACUCUUGGACUCCAGGACAAAUAUGGCAAGGAUCGAGUCUUUAACACCCCACUCUCAGAACAAGGAAUUGCUGGCUUUGGCAUCGGAGUAGCUGCAGCUGGGUCGACAGCAAUAGCUGAAAUACAGUUUGCAGAUUACAUCUUUCCUGCUUUUGAUCAGAUUGUCAAUGAAGCUGCUAAGUAUCGUUAUAGAAGUGGAAACUCUUUUAAUUGUGGAAGUUUAACUAUCCGAUCGCCAUGCAGUGCAGUCGGUCAUGGAGCACUGUACCAUUCACAAAGCCCUGAGGCCUAUUUUGCUCACACUCCUGGACUUAAGGUUGUCAUUCCUCGAGGGCCACGCAAAGCAAAAGGACUUCUGUUAUCUUGCAUUCAAGACCCAGAUCCCUGCCUUUUCCUUGAACCCAAAGUUCUAUACCGAGCAGCUGUUGAGGAUGUCCCAACAGAAGACUACAUUUUGCCUUUAGGGAAAGCUGACGUACUUGUCCAAGGUGAUGCAGUAACCCUUAUAGGAUGGGGAACCCAGGUGCAUGUUCUUCAAGAGGUUGCAAAACUUGCUAAAGAACAGCUUGGGAUUCAGUGUGAGCUUAUUGACCUUGUAUCUAUUUUACCAUGGGACAGAGAGACAGUUUUCAAGUCUGUGAAGAAAACAGGUCGUGUAGUUGUUGCCCAUGAAGCACCACUGACUGGAGGCUUUGGUGCUGAACUGGCUGCUUCCAUCCAGGAAGAAUGCUUCUUACAUCUAGAAGCACCCGUUCAGCGAGUCACUGGAUUUGACACACCAUUCCCUCAUAUCUUUGAGCCUUUUUACUUACCAGACAAAUGGCGUUGCCUGAGUGCCAUUAAGAAGGCUCUGAACUAUUGAAGCUUGGUGUAAAUUCCUAUAAGCACUGAAAGUACAAAAUAAUUGUUAUUCAUUUAUAUAUUUACAUGCAUUUAAAAAUCUGAAACUAUCAGAGCAAUUCUCUGAAAAUCUUUCCAAUUAUUUUAAUUUGUUUUGCUCUGCAGUGUUCUGUGAAAGUGUGCCAAUUUUAUUCAUUAUCUCUAUGAAUAUGACUGAUCUUCAAUGUUCCCCUUUCUACCCUGUUUCCACUAUAUUUUUUUCAAUUUUACUGAUCUGUCUUGCCACUUGCCAUAGGAUAAUCUUUCGUCUGUGAUGUUUUUUUUUCUAAACGUUGUACCAUUAUUUUAAUACACUGUUUCCAAACGAA